This is a messenger RNA of Bipolaris maydis ATCC 48331, 1029 nucleotides long. RefSeq names its product 6-phosphogluconate dehydrogenase. Gene Ontology annotation, cellular component: cytoplasm. NCBI's taxonomy places the organism in Eukaryota, Fungi, Ascomycota, Dothideomycetes, Pleosporales, Pleosporaceae. Gene Ontology annotation, biological process: pantothenate biosynthetic process. Gene Ontology annotation, molecular function: 2-dehydropantoate 2-reductase activity. The record is from RefSeq and is a predicted model, not a curated record.
AUGGCUGAUUCCAAGAAGACGGUUCUCAUUAUUGGCGGUGGUGCUGUCGGCACUAUUGCCGCUGUAAAUUUGGAAGUUGGCGGUCUUGCAACAGUUACCGUUGUGCUGCGAUCCAACUACAACGUUGUCAAGGAAAAAGGCUUUACAAUCGAUAGCUGCGAUCAUGGAACACUGAACGGUUGGCGGCCCAGCGUUAUUCGUAACACCGUCCCCAACCUUGUCGAAGAGAACAUCCCGCCAUAUGACUAUGUUGUACUCUGCACCAAGAAUGUACCCGAUACUUCACCUACAGCGGUUGAGCUUGUCACACCAGCACUUCCCAAAGAUAGCGGCAAGACGACGCUUCUUCUCCUCCAAAACGGUCUCAAUAUCGAGAAGCCUUUUCUCCGCCCUCAUCGCAAUGUUCCGAUUCUUUCUGGAAUUUCUAUGAUUGGUAGCGCGGAGCCUUCACCAGGAGUGAUUGUGCACAACGAACCCGAUAGACUGCUUGUCGGAGCCUUUCCCACUUCGAACAUCAACCCCGCUGUUCCGGAGAGAAGGGCGGAAGAAUUUGUUGAGUUAUAUGGCAAAGGAGGAAAGACUGACUGCCAAUACUCACCCAAUGUCCUAUAUGAUCGCUGGAAGAAGCUUGUCUUCAAUGCAGCCUUGAAUCCAAUCUGCGCUAUUACGGGCCUAGAUGACGGGCGCAUACGUCUUGCUGAUGGUGCUCUGGAUGGACUUGUCCGGCCAGCGAUGCGAGAAAUUGUCACGGCUGCUAAAGCGGUAUGCGGAGUGGAGUUGCCUGACGAAGUGGUGGAGGCUACAAUCAACAUGGAUCCGCUAGAAAGCUAUUUGAAGCCAAGCAUGCAGCAGGAUCUAGAAAAAGGUAACUUUAUCGAGUUCGAGAACAUAUUAGGCGAGCCGCUUAAGGCGGGAAAGAAUGCAGGUGUUCCUAUGCCCACUCUUGAGGUGCUGUAUCAUAUCGCAAAAGCAAUACAGUGGCGAACAAAGGAGAGCAAAGGACUGGUCGUGGUACCGAAGAAAGCUUAA